AUGUAUUUGCUAUUCUUAUCGACAAUUUCUUCAUUACUGCACCCAGCUGCUUCAAAAAUACUUGCAAACUUUGUUAUGCCACACGGCGGUAUAGCUUUAGACCCCACACAUUUCAAUGCAACAAAUUCAACUGCGCUGGAACAAGCCUGGGAAAUACACCGCGCUUGCAAACAAGUAGGUGAAGAAAUAGCAUCGUUGAAGCCAGAGCUUAUUCUACUGAGCACCCCGCAUGGUAUAGCAGAUUUAAGGAAUUUUGUGCUAUACUUGAACCCUGUGGCUUCGGGAUUUGCGGAUACAGACAACUGUGACUGCCCGCCAUGUUGUUACAACGCCACAGUUAAUGUAGAUACUGGGAUGUCUCAGUUCAUUGUUGAGGCUUUAGGGUACCAGAACAAUGUAUCAGGGCUUAGUGGAUAUGGUCCCCCAGGCCAGAGCAGUGAACCUUUUCCUUUGAGGUGGGGUGAAGUUAUCCCAUUUCAUUUCAUGCCUGGGCUGAAUGAAUCCAAGGUUGUCAUCCUCUCUCACCCCAGUCGUCGAUAUUCAGAGGAUGUGGAGAUGAUUCCGGAACUUCUCAAGUUAGGGUCUUCAUUGUACAGCAUCCUUGAAACUUCUUCCAAAAGAGUUGUCAUUGUAAUCAGCGCUGAUCUGGCUCACACACAUUCAGCAUCAGGUCCAUAUGGUUACUCUAAUGCAUCAGAACCUUUUGAUGAGGCAUGUGGCAAAUGGGCCACAUCAUUACAGCCUGAUUACCUGUUGACGACAGCUGCAUCUCUGGUUGAUCAAGCUCUUUCCUGUGGCUAUACUGGCCUGGUAACUCUUCAUGGGCUUAUGGAGGCUGGUGACAUUGCAACAUGGACUCCAAGUCUUAGAGUGAAUCAUCACCCCAGCUAUUAUGGAAUGAUGGUGGCCUCUUUUUACAGAUCAGACCUGUUUCCAGUAUCAGUUCAUGUUGAGAAGUAA
This is a messenger RNA of Candidula unifasciata, 960 nucleotides long. The record is from the annotation of a GenBank genome assembly. Lineage: Eukaryota; Metazoa; Mollusca; Gastropoda; Stylommatophora; Geomitridae.